GGUUCCCUCCACUGUCCCAUGGCUUUCCACCACUGUCCCCCACUUCACCUCUGCCCAUCUGAGGUCUUUAGGCAACAGAGAUUGGAUGGUAAUUGUAGCAGCCUAUGGAGUUAUUUCUCCUGAGCCUUUCAGAUGUUCACCAGAAGGGUCUGUGCUGAUCCCUAUUAAUGAUGUAUGGAUGCCAUCCUCUCAACUGGCAGUCUUGUCAGCUUCUCUGUGUCACACACCAAAGGGGGACAGCAAAAUUUCAUAGGUUUACUUUUUGUGGGGAUCUGAUUUCACCACAGUUAUAGAAAACAUGGGAAGAUGAUGGAAAAGGGGUUGGUGAAGGAACUUAAUGGAAAGAGAAUGAAACUAUAUAAUAGGCGCAGAAGCUUCAUAAUGUGAUUGAGCUCCUUGGAGCAAACACUUCAUCUAAGCCAGGAUCUAAAUGUUCUCCGGUGCUUCUUCAUAUAUACAUUUGUAUGCAUCUCUUCGUUUUUUUUUUUUGUCAUAGGAGAGAUACCGCAUGUUCUAUUUACCUUGUGUUUCUUUAUAUACAUAAGGCAUCCACUGACAAUCAGCGCACAUCUAUAUAUAUAGUUAAUUGGGCAGGGCAUCAAAAACAUUCACAACAUCCUUUGUACUGUUUUUAUAAUUACAUUAUGUGCCUUUCUACACAAGUCACAUUUUCUUGUUCUUUGCAAUGCUCACGCGCAUCUCAACCCCACCCUAUAUGCAUCCUUAAAUUUUCAUCACCAGCAAGCUGUAAAUAGUUUGAUUUAGGUAACAUUCAUACCAGACAGAACACCAAGCUGAGUUGACCCCUCUUGUUGACACUGGGAUAGUAAUAAGAACUGUAUAAUAAUUAUAGUGCUGUAAUUAAACAAUGGAAAUUAGAACCUAAUCAUUUAAUUAUAGUGUUGUGGCAACACUAAAAUUAAAAAGCAACAAAGUCAGGUGAGAGACGUCUGGACUCACCCCUACAAAGCUUUUGAUUGGCUACAAGGUAUUAGGACUUGACUUUUUAUAGAACCUCACACGAAAUAAAUAGAUGUUCUUUCAAACGACGUAGGAACGUCUCUCUCCCUGUUAGUCUCCAUCUGCAGCACUGAAGAACAAUAUUAAAUUGGAAACUUAUUUAAUUUGGGGGCAUGAGGAAACUAGACUUCGCAUCUAUGUGGAGGAUGAAGAGCCCUCCAUCGUUUUUGUCUGGCUGCUCUUUUCUGAAGAAAAUUUGAGAAGCGCAUUCCCUCUGAAAGGAUAUAAAGAAUUUAUUUGGUAAAGUCUUGUGCUAGUUUGCUUGGGUGACAUUUCCUGAGAAGUCCCAUGGCUUGCUGUGCUUUGCAAACGGUGGCCCUGCUGCUCGUGAGCAUUGGUACACUUGGAACAUUCACUGUCACCCUGCUGCCUCAAUGGAAAGUAUCCGCCUUCACAGGAAACAAUAUUGUGGUCUUUGAGAGGAUUUGGGAGGGCCUCUGGAUGGCAUGUGUCAGUCACAUCCGACAAUAUCAGUGCAAAUUCUAUCAGUCCACAUUAGCCCUUCCAAUGACUUUAGAUGCAUCCAGAGGGCUAAUGUGCACAGCUUGUGCAUUGUCAGUUGUUGCCUUUCUGAUUGCUGUCUCUGGCACAAAGUGCAUACGAUGUCCUGGCAAAGAUGAACAAGCAAAAAGCAAGCUUUUAUUGUCUGCUGGAAUCAUUUUUCUUCUGACUGGGGUCAUUGUGUUGAUUCCUGUUUCCUUGAUUGCCAACAAUAUCAUCAAGGAUUUCUACAAUCCAGCAAACCAACUUGGCCGGAAAUAUGAAUUGGGAGCUGCCCUCUAUUUAGGUUGGAUCACCUCUGGAUUUCUAAUCAGCGGAGGAGCUAUAUUUUGCAGUUUCUUCUCCUGUGCAGAGAAGCCUGGCGGGGACCGAUAUCCAACACCAACACCAACCAGCCACAGAGCAAACAGACCUGAGCACAUCAGAAUGAAGCCCCUAAGUGUGCAUUCGUAUAUCUGAUGAUAUCACUUGUGUACGUGUGUAGCUUGUUUUGGACAACAGUAUUGAUUUCCUCCUUCUCUAUCUAGGAGAUCAUAAUCAUCUGGAUAUAGUGAACCCAAUUCAUUUAGAUUUCCAGCUAUGAACUUACUUUUAGGAUGUGCAAAAGCAUGUGGGAUUUAAUGCCACACAUCCACUGGUGCCGUAAGUAACUAUCCCACAGCAUGCUAACCUGCAUAUGUGAUAUUGUCUCCAUGACAAUACUGUACCAUGGUAUGCUUCUUCUGACAGUCUCUGAAUUCAGAAGGAAUGUGGUUCUCCAAUGAAAAACACAAGAAGAGUUUCCAACUUAAUUUUUAAAAACCCUUGGACCAGCUGCAGCUGCCACUGAUGAGGCAAGCAGAGAGAAAAGGGAAGAAUGCGGAAACAUGACAGAAUGGCACUCACUAAAUAGAAAAAAAAUCUCUGUGGCAACAUAAUCCAGAACCUGGAUUAUUUUAAAUUAAACUACAAUAAAGGUUCCAUACCUGUAA
Molecule: messenger RNA, 2492 nt
Organism: Anolis carolinensis (green anole)
Lineage: Eukaryota; Metazoa; Chordata; Lepidosauria; Squamata; Anolidae
Product: claudin-8
Exons: 1
Coding region: 1309-1980 (223 amino acids)
Biological process (GO): cell adhesion; bicellular tight junction assembly
Cellular component (GO): bicellular tight junction; plasma membrane
Molecular function (GO): structural molecule activity
Source: RefSeq, a predicted model, not a curated record